Messenger RNA from Serpula lacrymans var. lacrymans S7.9, 707 nucleotides. RefSeq lists its product as uncharacterized. The transcript has 6 exons. The coding region runs from base 104 to 529 and encodes 141 amino acids. Gene Ontology annotation, biological process: mitotic actomyosin contractile ring assembly. Gene Ontology annotation, molecular function: calcium ion binding. Lineage: Eukaryota; Fungi; Basidiomycota; Agaricomycetes; Boletales; Serpulaceae. Gene Ontology annotation, cellular component: myosin II complex. The record is from RefSeq and is a predicted model, not a curated record.
AUACUAGAUUCACUGGCACUUGGAGAGAUUUGGAUCAUAGAUAAUUCAGACCGUCCACCCCACAAAAACAUCCGUCAGUGUCCCACUGCAAACCGCAACAACGAUGAGUGAUAACGCAGAAUACAAAGAGGCGUUUGCCCUUUUCGACAAGAAGGGAACAGGCGCAGUGCCUCGCGAAACAUUGGGCGAUCUGUUGCGUGCUUUGGGCCAGAAUCCGACUCAGAGCGAGGUGGCAGAUAUCGUCGCAUCCGCACCCAGAGAUGUGGACUACAAGUCGUUCCUGGCAAUUUUGAAUCGUCCAGAUGGAUUUAAGCCUGCUGGAACACCAGAGGAGUUUAUUCGCGGCUUCCAAGUCUUCGACAAAGAAGGCAACGGUUUCAUUGGUGCAGGCGAACUACGAUAUGUCCUUACGCAACUAGGAGAAAAGAUGACGGACGAAGAAGUGGAUGAACUUCUCAAGGGAGUGCAGAUCGGAAGUGAUGGGAAUGUGAACUACGAGUCUUUUGUACGUACCAUUCUGAGCCAGUAGUCGAGGGAGAGUUGGCGUGUAAUGGAGAUUGAUUUUGAUUGUAUCGUGUUUAUACCUACUACCUAACGACCUAACAACAUUGAUAUCAGCGUCUCCUCCUUACAUGUGCGAGCCACUGUACGAUGUUGUAUCUGAUACUAUAAACCUCUUGAUUUUUACUUCGUCUAAUCUUGCCGAU